This is a messenger RNA of Hyalella azteca, 1478 nucleotides long. RefSeq names its product phenoloxidase-activating factor 3. NCBI's taxonomy places the organism in Eukaryota, Metazoa, Arthropoda, Malacostraca, Amphipoda, Hyalellidae. Bases 207 to 1385 code for a protein of 392 amino acids. The transcript has 10 exons. The record is from RefSeq and is a predicted model, not a curated record. Gene Ontology annotation, molecular function: serine-type endopeptidase activity. Gene Ontology annotation, biological process: proteolysis.
CAUACAGAGAGGUUAGGCUCGUGUUAGUCCCUCUCAUUAGUCAUUCCUGGUAGUAUGUUAGGGGCACAGAAACGAUCGAAGGUGCAUCGUGCAUGAAAUGCUAAUAUCCCUUUAUCGUCUAUCGUGAAAGAUACCACGGACUAUUCCGUCUACAUUCAUUUUUACCCUAAAAAUGAUAAGCAUGUUUAUAUUUUAAAUGCAAGGUUAUGCGUUUCUCUACUGUGAUGAGUCCUGCUUCGAGGCAACGAUAUUUUUGGGAAGGAUGUGCCGUGUUGCUGAUCAUUGCGACUAUUGGCGUAGCUGCUCAAGGUUCGUGCAGGAUGGACGACGGCGGGCCGGGCGAGUGCAUCGAGCUGCUGCAGUGCCAGCAACACGUUAGCGUCAUCACUGCAAUCAGGUCCGGCCGUGCCCCGACGUCAGAGUACGCGCGACUACGACGUCUGGUGUGCGCCAUCAGAGCAGGCAAUGUACUGCUGCUCUGCUGCCCUGCUGAGACCUUCACGAGUUCGGUGGGCGCCUCUAUUUUUCAACCACCCACACUCGUGUUAGGGCGACAGCCGACAUCCGCAGAAUCUUUGCUGCCCAGCGACUGUGGGCUGACGGCGCAGCCUGACAGGAUCGUGGGGGGCGAAGACGCCUACGUGGGUGGCUGGCCGUGGAUUGCCAUGCUCUACGGCAGCCCGACUCCAUCGUCCGAUAAAUUGUUCUUCUGCGGCGGCUCCCUGAUCACCAGCCGCUAUGUGCUCACCGCCGCGCACUGCAUCUACAGAGGCGACGUCUCGACCAUAGACCUAGUCCGGCUGGGAGAGCACACGGUGUCGCGCGACAUCGACUGUGAGAACAACGACUUCGGCCAGCAGCGGUGCGCUCCGCACCCACAAGACAUCCGCCCUGAGAGCGCCGUGCUGCAUCCUAACUACGACCGUCCUGGCUGCCUGCGCUGCAAUGACAUCGCCCUCAUCAGGCUCUCGGCCAACGCUCGUCUCAACGAGUUUGUGCGGCCAGUUUGUCUGCCUAUCAACCCAGUGCAGCAGAUGGGGUUCGCAGCGAGCGAGUUCAUCGGCAAGUUUGGAUGGGCAGCAGGCUGGGGAAGUGUCGGCAGAUCCCUAUUCGACACGCGCCAACCCGACGUGCUGCAGCAGGUGCAGCUUCAGGUGCUAUCCUGCAGUAGCCCUGGCGUGCUGUGUGCGCUGGGGCCUGGCAAGGACACCUGCAGGGGAGAUUCUGGGGGGCCCUUCGUCCUCUCCGACAGUCGGGGUCUGCGGUUCUUCCUGGUGGGGGUGACGUCGAGCGGGAACGUCGUGUGUGCUACGGAGGGCGUGAGCACGCGCUACACGGCCGUACACGAGCACAUCCCUUGGAUCACGCAGACCUUGCGACCGUAGCACAAGUCCUGCGAGACGACCGCGAUACUACCGUGUUGAAUCGAUGAACUUUAGAAAAAAUAUAUCUCAGUACUCACUGCAGUGAGUGACAGA